Trichoderma reesei QM6a is the source of this 687-nucleotide messenger RNA. Its product is annotated as glycoside hydrolase family 25. The coding region runs from base 1 to 687 and encodes 228 amino acids. Gene Ontology annotation, biological process: cell wall macromolecule catabolic process; carbohydrate catabolic process; peptidoglycan catabolic process. NCBI's taxonomy places the organism in Eukaryota, Fungi, Ascomycota, Sordariomycetes, Hypocreales, Hypocreaceae. The transcript has 2 exons. The record is from RefSeq and is a predicted model, not a curated record. Gene Ontology annotation, molecular function: lysozyme activity.
AUGAAGUUUCUGACUCCCCUUGCCGUCCAAUUGGCAGCCCUUGCCUCUAUGGCCAGCGCAACCGUGCCAGGAUUCGACAUUUCCCACUACCAAGCCACCGUUGACUUUGCCAAAGCCUAUGCCGAUGGUGCACGCUUUGUGAUCAUCAAGGCUACUGAGGGCACCACCUACACUGACCCCAGCUUCAGCGAUCACUAUACCAAGGCGACCAAUGCCGGCUUCAUCCGGGGUGGUUACCACUUUGCCCAGCCCGCCUCCUCUUCCGGUGCUGCCCAAGCCAACUACUUUCUCAAACACGGAGGCGGCUGGUCAGCGGACGGCAUCACACUUCCUGGUAUGCUGGAUCUUGAGUAUGCUCCCAGCGGCGACAGCUGCUAUGGCUUGAGCGCGAGUGCCAUGGUCAGCUGGAUCAACGACUUUGUCAACACUUACCACGCUGCUACGACCCAGUAUCCUCUCAUUUACACCUCCACAAGCUGGUGGCAACUCUGUACUGGGAACAAUGGCUCGUUUGGUAGCAAAUCGCCUCUUGUUAUCGCGCGGUAUGCUAGCUCUGUUGGGGCGCUGCCCAAUGGCUGGAGCGUUUAUACAAUCUGGCAGAACAGUGAUGCCUCUCCCUGGGGUGGCGAUAAUGAUAUCUUCAACGGAAAUCUCGCACAACUGCAGAAGAUUGCCCGCGGAAGUUAG